GUGUGUGGAGACAGAAUUUACUAAAAAGCCUGAUAAUGGAGUCCGUAUGGGGAUUGGAGGAACGUAUUUUGGAAUCAGUCCGUCAGCGUUUCUCACCGGAACCCUUUCUCAUCCUCACCGGCGAUCCGGCCGAACUCCGGCGAGUCAUCUGUUUCAGUCAGAAUAAUGCCAAAGGUGAAGACGAAUCGUGUCAAAUACCCAGAGGGGUGGGAAUUGAUAGAGCCUACACUCCGUGAACUACAAGGAAAGAUGCGAGAAGCUGAGAAUGAUCCACAUGAUGGUAAAAGAAAAUGUGAGACAUUGUGGCCUAUUUUCAAAAUAGCACAUCAGAAGAGUCGGUACAUUUUUGAUCUUUACCACCGGAGGAAGGAAAUAUCCAAGGAAUUGUAUGAGUUUUGCUUGGAUCAAGGUUAUGCUGACUGUAAUCUGAUUGCAAAAUGGAAGAAGCCUGGUUAUGAACGUCUAUGCUGUUUAAGGUGCAUGCAACCCCGAGAUCACAACUUCCAAACAACAUGUGUUUGUCGAGUCCCCAAGCAUCUGAGGGAGGAAAAGGUUAUAGAGUGCGUGCAUUGUGGUUGCAGGGGUUGUGCAAGUGGAGACUGAUGGGUCUUCUACUCAGUGUAAAGGAGAUCCUCUCACUGUCAUCUUUCUAUUCUUGGCACCGAUAUGUCAUGAGGCAAUUAGUGUCUAAACUGUGUGAAAGGUCUGAAACAUUUUCUCAAAACUGGGUAAGACCUUUGUUGUGAUGAUUCACUGAAAACCUAUAUGUGAAAGUUGUCUUAAAAUUUUCUAGUUUCCCCUUGUGACUUGACUGGCCUUAAAUGCCAAAAUUUUUUCAUCUUUUAUA
Messenger RNA from Camellia sinensis, 847 nucleotides. Its product is annotated as protein BUD31 homolog 2. Gene Ontology annotation, biological process: mRNA splicing, via spliceosome. Gene Ontology annotation, cellular component: nucleus; spliceosomal complex. The record is from RefSeq and is a predicted model, not a curated record. NCBI's taxonomy places the organism in Eukaryota, Viridiplantae, Streptophyta, Magnoliopsida, Ericales, Theaceae.